UCUUGUUUUAAAAAUAAUUAUUUGCAUGACUUGUGUCAAAUGAGGGGAAUUCUGGAGAGAGGGAACAUGUGGACCCUCCUGACUGGCGCCAUUGCAGGACUUGUCGGUGCUACGUACCUUGGCAUCAAAUACUGGUCGCCAUGGAUCAAAUACGACCUAGAAUUUUUCUGGUCUGUUGUCUUUAAUUAUUUAAUCCCAAUGACAAAAGAAAUCAAAAACGGCAAGCUGCCCAUCAACCGAUUUGAAGAAACCGUGGAGAAGCAUGGGAACAAAGUAAUGCUCAUAUAUGAUAAUAAAUCAUUUACAUACAACGUAGGGAAUGCCAGGUCAAACAAAAUUGCCAGUGCUGCACUCAGUCUUGAUUUGAAGAGAGGAGAUGUUGUGGCAAUCAUCCUGUCAAAUGAACCCGAUUUUAUCUGGACAUUUAUAGGUUUGCAGAAGAUAGGAGUUCAGAUGGCCUUCAUCAAUUAUAAUCUCAGAAAUGAAUCUUUAGUUCACGUUAUCAAAGUUGCAGAGCCAAAAAUGAUAUUCAUUUCCAGAGAUACUGGUCUUCAAAGCCCGGUUUCUGAAAUCUACCAUGAGCUGAAUGGGAUACCCGUAUAUCACUUUGGAGAAUCUAGUGAUUCCAAUUUUAUUCCCAUUGACCCAAUCAUUGAAAAAUCAUCAAAUGAGAAUGUCGGCGAAGACAUUCGUAAAUUCAUCAGAAUGAAAGACAACAGUCUCUACAUUUACACCUCUGGGACAACGGGUCUGCCGAAAGCUGCAUACAUUCCAACAGAAAAGCUUGUGAAAGCUGCCUGGAGUAUGGCCAUACAAAAUCUGACUCUGGACGAUAUCGUGUACACGGCCCUACCUCUGUACCACUCCUCUGCUUCUCUCAUUGCUCUCGGCAACGUUUUACGCACAGGUGCAACUUUGGUACUCAAAAAGAAAUUUUCUGCGUCUCGGUUUAUCAGCGACUGUCGAGAGCACAACGUUACAGUCGUGCACUAUGUUGGUGAACUUCUUCGUUAUGUGGCUGCGACACCUCCAAGUAGUUCUGAUACAGACCACUGCAUCAGAUGUGCCUUUGGAAAUGGAUUGAGGAAAGAUGUUUGGAAUAUCAUGUUGGAAAGGUUCAAAAUACCACAUAUAUAUGAGUUUUAUGCAGCCACUGAAAUGCCUGUAGGACUUGCAAACAUACACAACAUAGUAGGAGCUGUAGGACGUAUGUCGCCACUGCUGAAAUUCUCUCUUCCAUGUGAAUUUGUCCUAUAUGACAAGGAGAACGAAGACGUAUUGAGAAAUAAGGAUGGAUUGUGUGUGUUGGCGCCAUUGGAAACUCCUGGAUUGCUGUUAAUAAAGUUAGACGAAAGGCGUCGGAUGACGUUCGAGGGGUAUAAAGGCAAGGAAUCCGAGAGAAACAAGAAACUGGUGUAUAAUGUGGUUCGACAAGGAGACUGCUACAUUAAUACCGGGGACGCAUUUACUCGUGAUAAAGACUACUUUGUCUAUUUUUCUGACAGAUUAGGCGACACAUUCAGAUGGAAAGGAGAAAAUGUAUCAACAACAGAAGUUGCUAACAUUCUAAUGGAACUUGAGUUGGUCUCGGACAUUUGUGUUUAUGGUGUAGAAAUCGGAGAUAAUGAAGGUAAAGCUGGGAUGGCAGCCUUAACAUUGAAAACUCAACCAGAAAAUCUCAGUUUAAAUGUAGAACAAUUAAAAUCGAUUGCUCAACACUGUGCUCAGCAAUUGCCUGCAUACGCUAGACCAAGGUUUAUACGAGUUGUAAAGGAGUUCGUUUACACCAGUACCUUCAAACAGAGCAAACUAAAGUUGAAGGAGGAUGGAUACGAUUUGAGGAAAAUGUCCUCUCCUGUAUAUUUCCUUGAUUGCAAGGAGAAUGUUUACAAACAGAUGACGCCAGAGAUACAAAUGGACAUUGACUCUGGGAAAAUUAAGAUGUAGAAAAUUGAUGUAGAAUUGAUAAAAAAAAAUGUAUCUGAAUAUGAUUAUUGAAGCAGAUGAAUGUUUGUGGUAUAAGUUUUCUAUUUUUCUAUAUUCAUUUUUUGAAUUUAAGAAAUUUUCUAUUUACUUAUACCGUAGGGAACCUUUUUAUGUAUACUCAUACGUUAAAAUUUUCCUCGCAAAAGUGACCAAAUGUUCACAGGUUUUCUGUUUUUUUUCUAUAGAAUUUAUGAAAAGUCUUCAUUUAUACGACUUUAAGAAAGAUCUUAUCUAUUAAUAUGCACUUCUGAAAUGUAUAUUUGUAUAUAAAAGUGAUUGAAUGAUAGAUUAAAACUAUUUUU
Saccostrea cuccullata (small rock oyster) is the source of this 2288-nucleotide messenger RNA. Its product is annotated as long-chain fatty acid transport protein 6-like. The transcript is spliced from 11 exons. Gene Ontology annotation, molecular function: long-chain fatty acid transmembrane transporter activity; long-chain fatty acid-CoA ligase activity. The coding region runs from base 40 to 1947 and encodes 635 amino acids. The record is from RefSeq and is a predicted model, not a curated record. NCBI's taxonomy places the organism in Eukaryota, Metazoa, Mollusca, Bivalvia, Ostreida, Ostreidae.